UUCAUUUUCCAUGGCCAAUGGAAAACCCGUUUAACCGUAUCAUGGCCAGGCGGCAAUGCGGAAGAGGCCGCCAACUGGCUAAUUGUGGGCUUCGGAAGACGGAACCGUCGGCGCCUGCGGAGGAGCCAGGAGCCAGGCACAGAGACACAGCCAAAUGGUGCUGCUGCCUGUUUGUGAUCGAAGGCUAAACUUGAACUUGAAGCAUGGCCAAAAUGCAACACGCAACAACAUGCCGCAACAUAUGCCCACCACAGCCGCUGCCGCCGCUGCUGCUGCUGCUUCCAAAGAAUUGCCAACACGCAAAGGCAACUGGAAGCUGUAGCUGUUAGCUGUUGCAGUGGCAGCGCCUAGCCAUGCCUUGGCGCAUUUGGCAAUUGAGGAAAAUUGAAAGAAAAUUGGCAAGUGGCCGCCGCGCGCGUCGUAUAAAAGCAGCUGCCAUCGACUGAGCGGCGUUAAUCGUAGCGCGUCGCUGGAAAAGUGCAAGUGCUUUCCACGCUCUCCCAUCCGUGCAGUGCAGGCCGCGUAUAGCCCCCAAAUAUCAAUUGAAAAUCCCUUGAGAUGCUGUGCCAUCGAUACAUCCAUUGCCGCCUGCUGCUGGCAGGACAGCUGCUAAUGCUGCUGCCCCUCAUGCAAUGCUCGCCCGUGUCCAGCCCGGAGAUAGCCAACAAGGCAGCCCAGUCGCCAAACAGCCUGCAGAUGCAGCAGCAACAGCAGCAGCAACAGCAGCAGCAACAGCAGCAGCAGCAACAGCAGCAGCAGCAACAGCAGCAGCAGGAGGCGCACCUCAACUCACUCAGCGCCUAUGCCAGCGGAUAUGACAGCCUGGCGCAGCUACAGAUGCAGGGCCAACUGCAAAGCCAGCUCCAAAGCCAGAUCCAUGCACAGUCCCAAGCCGUGGCAGAUGCCUCCUCCGCCUUCAAGCCCUCCUACAAGAUGCCCGAAAUGGAGACCAACUUCACGCCCAUGCAGACGGCGGGUACGCCCAGCGUGGCCGGCCUGCCCUCCACGCCCAUGCUGAUGCAAUAUCUGCCCGCCCAAACGCUGCAGGAUGGCACCGGCACCGUGCAGUACCUGCAGCUGAUACCCACACGGCCGAUUAUCGUGCCCAUCAGUCCCUAUUUGCAGGCGGCUGCUGCCGCCGCUUCGCCGCCAGCGCCCGGUGUGGUGGCAGCACCACAACAGCCUGACUAUUCCGGCCGCACAGCCACCGUGCUGAGCGCCCUGCCGCCCAACUACGGUGCGCUGCAGGGCUAUGCCAGUGGCAUCAAUCCAGCAGCGGCUUACCGCAGCACCUACCGCAUCAAUCGCGAGGCCAAGGACAAGCACUAUCCGCCCACCUUCUCGCUGAAUCUGAACGAGUAUAUGCCCGCCUCCUCGGUGGGUCACGAUGCCAGCACCCAUUUGUAUCUGAGGGCGCGAUCGUAGAAGAACCACAGCUACAGGUGCAGCUACAGGUGCAGAUCCAGGUACAGCUCCAGCCACAACCACAGCCACAGCCCCAGCCAAAGUCACAGUUUGCUGCUCUAACACUUAAGACUCUUUUUUUUUUGUUAUUUGUAUGAAUUCCCCAAUAAAUCUGAUGGAAAAAUGAA
This is a messenger RNA of Drosophila obscura, 1592 nucleotides long. RefSeq names its product probable serine/threonine-protein kinase DDB_G0267686. The record is from RefSeq and is a predicted model, not a curated record. The coding region runs from base 559 to 1425 and encodes 288 amino acids. The transcript is spliced from 2 exons. Lineage: Eukaryota; Metazoa; Arthropoda; Insecta; Diptera; Drosophilidae.